CCCGCCGAGAUGUGCGACUGCUUCCACCUGGUGCUUCCCAACUGGCCCGGAUCCCCUGCCAGUGUUUCUGGCAGGCAGCUGAGACCAGAUGAUCCUGAUGCAGAAACAGAAGAAGACAACUCUGUGAAUGAAGUACCUAUUGAUGAAAUUAUCCGUCCUAGGCCUCAGGGCUCCUCACCAGUCUAUGAGUACUCCAUUGACGAAGGGCACUUCAGCAAAGGGGAAGAUACCCAAACUGGGCGGUUGUCCUCAGGAAGACGAAAAUCCCGGUGGAAACGUGACUCAGGGGAAUCCCAAAGGAGUCAAUCUGAGGAACCAAUGGAGGUCACUCUGCAGACAGAGGUGGAGGCUGGAGCCAGGGGCUACAGCAUCACUGGUGGUGGGAAGGAGGGAAUCUUUGUCAAGCAAGUCUUGAAGGACUCCUCUGCCGCCAAGCUGUUCAGCAUGAGAGAAG
This is a messenger RNA of Phascolarctos cinereus (koala), 454 nucleotides long. The record is from RefSeq and is a predicted model, not a curated record. Lineage: Eukaryota; Metazoa; Chordata; Mammalia; Diprotodontia; Phascolarctidae.